Messenger RNA from Hyaena hyaena (striped hyena), 4335 nucleotides. RefSeq names its product natriuretic peptide receptor 1 (gene NPR1). Gene Ontology annotation, biological process: protein phosphorylation; receptor guanylyl cyclase signaling pathway; intracellular signal transduction. The coding region runs from base 113 to 3517 and encodes 1134 amino acids. The transcript has 21 exons. Gene Ontology annotation, molecular function: guanylate cyclase activity; protein kinase activity; peptide receptor activity. Gene Ontology annotation, cellular component: membrane. NCBI's taxonomy places the organism in Eukaryota, Metazoa, Chordata, Mammalia, Carnivora, Hyaenidae. The record is from RefSeq and is a predicted model, not a curated record.
GGCAGCGUGCCCCGCGGUGGGCGCGCCCGGUGCCCGCGACCGGCCGCUGAGCCGGAGGGGGCCCAGGAGGCCCUGGUGGGAGCGCCCGCGCGCCGCGCUGCCCGCUGAGGUCAUGCUGCGCCCCGGGCGCCCCGCGGGCGCCCGCCUGCUCCUGCCGCCGCCGCUGCUGCUGCUGCUGCUGCUGCUCCCCGGCGGCCACGCGGGAAACCUGACGGUGGCCGUGGUGCUGCCGCUGGCCAACACCUCGUACCCGUGGUCGUGGGCGCGCGUGGGGCCGGCCGUGGAGCUGGCCCUGGCCCGGGUGAGGGCGCGGCCCGACUGGCUGCCCGGCUGGACGGUGCGCACGGUGCUGGGCAGCAGCGAGAACGCGCUGGGCGUCUGCUCCGACACCGCCGCGCCGCUGGCCGCCGUGGACCUCAAGUGGGAGCACAGCCCCGCGGUGUUCCUGGGCCCCGGCUGCGUGUACGCCGCGGCCCCGGUGGGGCGCUUCACGGCGCACUGGCGGGUGCCGCUGCUGACGGCCGGCGCGCCGGCGCUGGGCUUCGGGGCCAAGGACGAGUACGCGCUGACCACCCGCGCGGGGCCCAGCCACGCCAAGCUGGGCGACUUCGUGGCGGCGCUGCACCGACGGCUGGGCUGGGGGCGCCAGGCGCUGGUGCUCUACGCCUACCGGCCCGGCGACGACCAGCCCUGCUUCUUCGUGGUCGAGGGGCUGUACGUGCGCCUGCGCGAGCGCCUCGACAUCAAGGUGGACCACCUGGAGUUCGCCGAGGGCGACCUCCACCACUACUCCCUGCUGCUGCGGACCGUGAGGCGCAAAGGCCGAGUUAUCUACAUAUGCAGCUCCCCGGACGCCUUCAGAACCCUGAUGCUGUUGGCCCUGGAAGCGGGCCUGGGGGGCGAGGAGUAUGUGUUCUUCCACCUGGACCUGUUCGGACUCAGCCUGCGCGGUGCCCGCGGCCGCGCGCCCCCCAGGCCCUGGGAGAGAGGGGACGGGCAGGACGCGCGCGCCCGCCGCGCCUUCCAGGCCGCCAAAAUCAUUACGUAUAAAGAGCCGGACAAUCCCGAGUACUUGGAAUUCCUGCAGCAGCUAAAGCACUUGGCCCAGGAGCAGUUCAACUUCACCCUGGAGGACGGCCUGGUGAACACCAUCCCAGCAUCCUUCCACGAUGGGCUUCUGCUCUACGUCCAGGCGGUGACGGAGACUCUGGCACGUGGGGGAACUUUCACUGAUGGCGAGGCUGUCACUCAGCGGAUGUGGAACCGAAGCUUCCAAGGGGUGACAGGCUACUGGAAGAUGGAUGGCAAUGGCGAUCGGGAGACAGACUUCUCUCUCUGGGAUAUGCAUCCUGAGACUGGCACUUUCCAGGUGGUUCUGAACUACAACGGGACCUCUCGAGAGCUGGUGGCCGUGCCAGGGCACGAACUGAACUGGCCCCUGGGCCACCCACCUCCUGAUAUCCCCAAGUGUGGCUUUGACAACGAGGACCCAGCGUGCAACCAAGACCACUUUUCCACCCUGGAAGUGCUGGCUUUGGUGGGCAGCCUCUCCCUGCUCAGCAUCCUGACCAUCUCCUUCUUCAUAUACAGGAAGAUGCAGCUGGAGAAGGAACUGGCCUCAGAGCUGUGGCGGGUCCGCUGGGAGGAUGUGCAGCCCAGCAGCCUGGACAGGCACCUCCGGAGCGCAGGCAGCCGGCUGACCCUCAGCGGGAGAGGCUCCAAUUACGGCUCCCUGCUGACCACAGAGGGCCAGUUCCAGGUGUUUGCCAAGACGGCGUACUAUAAGGGCAACCUCGUGGCUGUGAAGCGUGUGAAUCGUAAGCGCAUCGAGCUGACUCGAAAAGUGCUGUUUGAACUGAAGCAUAUGCGGGACGUGCAGAACGAACACCUGACCAGGUUUGUGGGUGCCUGCACUGACCCCCCCAACAUCUGUAUCCUCACAGAGUACUGUCCCCGUGGGAGCUUGCAGGUGAGGGGACCCGCGGGGUCAGGGGACAUGGGCCUCGCCCUGGUUCUGUUGCCUACUGCCAUAUGGCCCCCGGCAAACUCCUUUCUGACUUUAUCUGCCCCGUCUGUAAAGGGGGGCACGAGAGCAAAUCCAAGUUUUUGUCUUUUUGUGCCGGUUUGUGUGACUCGGCCCCUGCAUACCUCCUGGGGUCUGCUGGGUGCCUGUCUGACUCUUGUCGCCCAGCAGGACAUUCUGGAGAACGAGAGCAUCACCUUGGACUGGAUGUUCCGGUACUCUCUUACCAAUGACAUCGUCAAGGGCAUGCUGUUCCUGCACAACGGGGCCAUUUGCUCUCACGGCAACCUCAAGUCCUCCAACUGUGUGGUGGACGGGCGCUUCGUGCUCAAGAUCACCGACUUUGGGCUGGAGAGCUUCAGGGACCCAGAACCAGAGCAAGGCCACAUCCUCUAUGCCAAAAAGCUGUGGACGGCCCCGGAGCUCCUGCGAAUGGCCUCGCCGCCUGCCCGGGGCUCCCAGGCGGGUGAUGUGUACAGCUUUGGGAUCAUCCUUCAAGAGAUUGCCCUGAGGAGCGGGGUAUUCCACGUGGAGGGUUUAGACCUCAGCCCCAAAGAGAUCGUGGAGCGUGUGAGUCGGGGCGAGCAGCCCCCCUUCCGGCCCUCCCUGGCCCUGCAGAGUCACCUGGAGGGGCUGGGCCAGCUGAUGCAGCGGUGCUGGGCCGAGGAGCCCCAGGAGCGGCCGCCCUUCCAGCAGAUUCGCCUGAUGCUGCGCAAGUUCAACAGGGAGCACAGCAGCAACAUCCUGGACAACCUGCUGUCCCGCAUGGAGCAGUACGCCAACAACCUGGAGGGGCUGGUGGAGGACAGGACCCAGGCCUACCUGGAGGAGAAGCGCAAGGCCGAGGCCCUGCUCUGCCAGAUCCUGCCCCACUCAGUGGCCGAGCAGCUCAAGCGGGGGGAGACGGUCCAGGCUGAGGCCUUUGACAGUGUCACCAUCUACUUCAGCGACAUCGUGGGCUUCACGGCCCUGUCGGCAGAGAGCACACCCAUGCAGGUGGUGACCCUGCUCAAUGACCUGUACACGUGCUUUGAUGCCGUCAUAGACAACUUCGAUGUGUACAAGGUGGAGACCAUUGGCGACGCCUACAUGGUCGUGUCCGGGCUCCCGGUGCGGAAUGGGCUGCUGCACGCCCGCGAGGUGGCCCGCAUGGCCCUGGCGCUGCUGGACGCGGUACGCUCCUUCCGCAUCCGCCACCGGCCGCAGGAGGAGCUGCGCUUGCGAAUCGGCAUCCACACAGGACCCGUGUGCGCAGGCGUGGUCGGGCUGAAGAUGCCCCGCUACUGCCUCUUCGGAGAUACAGUCAACACCGCCUCCAGGAUGGAGUCUAAUGGGGAAGCCCUGAAGAUCCACUUGUCUUCUGAGACCAAGGCUGUCCUGGAAGAGUUCGGUGGUUUCGAGCUCGAGCUUCGAGGGGACGUAGAAAUGAAGGGCAAAGGCAAAGUGAGGACCUACUGGCUCCUGGGGGAGCGGAGUGGUAGCACUCGAGGCUGAACUGCCCCCCACCUUGGCCUUCCACGCCCCCUUCCCUGCGCCAGAGGUAACAGAGAGGGGCCAGGUCCCGGCUUCACUCACAGCAGCCCCACUGCCAAAGGAUCGGAGUAGUUGUUUGACCAACCCAAGCUUGCUAACCCCAGUGGAGACACCAGACGUGACCUCUGAUGGAGGAGUGGUGUCGGGGAGAACCUGGGAGUUCGUGGGACUGGACCAAAGCACACGGUCAUACCCAGUGGCACACACAGACAAGUGUACCCACUCUCCACCCGGACUCGAGCCAGGCCAGGGGGUGGACUCCACCUUGAGACACUGUGACUUCUAUGGGGACGGGGAAGAGCCACCUUAGAGGUAACAGGAAAAGGGACUAUAGGUGAAUCUAGGGGGUGAGGGGAGUCCACAUCUAGGUCCAGCCCACGUGGGCCACAAACACCCCCCCCACACCCUCCCCAGCAUUGGGUACCGUGCACAGUGGAGGGGGGAGCGGCAUGCCUUGUUUCUCCUAUGAGCAGAGACCAUUAACAUCUUUAUUCCAGUGAAUGUCUCUGGAAGGGCAGCCAGUGGGUGGCCAGAAAACAUACCAUGCUCCCGCCCUCUGCUCCGCAUAAGAUGCUUCCUGGGCUGGGGACUGGUAUCUUCAUGCCAGCCUGUAAAUUACCCCAGCAGUGCUGACACUUUUGGUCUAAGGACCUGUUUACACCCUUAAGAAUUACUGAGGGCUCCAAAGAGGUUUUAUGUGGAUUCAAUCCAUCCAUAUAUACUAUAUUAGAAAUGAAAACAAGUCCUUAUUAACUCAUUUAAAUAAUAAACCAAUCACA